GAUGCAAACUUUCUGAUGACGAACGAUACAUGUAUUUGAACAUGAACGGAGAUGAAAUCAAACCGGGUGAUUAUAUUGUUAUUGGGGAUACAUUGACGGUGGAAUGUAGAUUUACUGACGAGCACUCAUACGAUUACUACGAUUUCUACGAGUAUUCAGCUCUCGAUUACUAUGAUACUUAUACUAAUACGAUGGCUGAUGAAAUAACAAUUUCUUGCAAGGAUGAUCAUACAAUGACAAAAAUACAUAAAGAAUGUCCUGAAGCAAUAUGUGAACCGGAGUGUGAAAAUGGUGGUGUUUGUUUGAGGGAUGAUGAAUGUAAUUGCAAGCAUUUUACAUCUGGAAAACAUUGUGAAAACGUUCUAUGUGAUGAUAAAUGCAAAGCUAAUAACGGUGAAUGCGUUGGUCCUGGCAAAUGUAGAUGCCCGGAGGGGAAAUUCGGAACUAACUGUGAACUUAGUAAGUAUAUAUAUGGAGGAAAUAUAGUAUCAGCUAAGUUCUCUUAUAGAAGCUAGUAAAAGAUUAAUAAUGAAAGUCUAAAAGUAUUAAAUAAAAUAUUAUAAAAUACUUGAAAAGAGUAAUAAUGCGGAUCAAAAGGCAUAAAACGAGAAACGAAUGGCGAAAUAAGGCGAAAAAAAGGAUAAUAUCGAGAAACAAGAUGGGUAAUAACGCGAAACAAAAUGCAUAAUUAUAACGCGUGUAAUGAUAAAAAUCCUAGUAAACCC
Ruditapes philippinarum (Manila clam) is the source of this 725-nucleotide messenger RNA. RefSeq names its product von Willebrand factor D and EGF domain-containing protein-like. The transcript has 4 exons. Gene Ontology annotation, biological process: anatomical structure development. Gene Ontology annotation, cellular component: extracellular region; cell surface. Gene Ontology annotation, molecular function: signaling receptor binding. The record is from RefSeq and is a predicted model, not a curated record. NCBI's taxonomy places the organism in Eukaryota, Metazoa, Mollusca, Bivalvia, Venerida, Veneridae. The annotation marks the transcript as partial.